GGGAGGAGCUAGACAGGGGAAAAAAAGUUGGAAAGGAACUGAAACAGUCUGAUUUCAUAAGUUUAAGAGGAAGGGGAUCAGGAGGUUGGUGUGAGUUGGCUGCAUUUGGGCUGGGUCGGUCUGCAGUUUGUGAGGCAAGGGAGGAUUGAAGGAUAAGGAGAAACUGACAGCCGGGAGUGAAAUCUACAUCCCCCUGCUCUAGAAGUAUGGUAUGGAUUCAGGAGGAGAAUUGCUCAGUUCCCUGAUAUCUCACUCGGACUCCAGUCAAUCACAGCUCAUCGAGCAGAAGCCACUGGCAGGACCAGGAUCCGGUUCCUCCGACGACGAUGAGGGCUUUCAGGACUGCGAGCAGAAGACGCCUGAGGGUCAGGGAGAUGCGAGUCAGAGGGGUUUGGAAGCCUCAAGGGAGUCAGACGGCCUCCUGGUUGGAGGGAGCAGUGCUGCCAAUCCAGUAGAGGGCCUCUCGGCGCCGAGGAACAAUAACACCCCAGCAGCAGCUCAGCCAACCAAGGCUCCUCCAACGCCGGGGACCUUACUGCCAGAUGAAGCAGGGAAUGAUAUGCCCAUCAUGGACUGGGAGGCCUUAGAGAACCACAUCGCUGGCCUUCAGCUCCGGGAGAAUGAGAAACAGGCACGAGAACAGAGCCGCAACCCAACCGUUGUGGCCACAGACCAUUUGCCCUUGGGGAGGAGAAAGAUGGAUGGUGCACACAGAUUCACAUCCCGGGAAAGAACCGAUAAUAGUAGUUGGCAGAUGACGGGUUUUAGCUGCACCACACGAUUCCACAGUCGGAUGAACCUGCAGUUGUGUUUUAUCAACGACAGCAGCAGUGAGAGUGACACCGAGGAACCUGUCAGCAGAGCCUCCGCCACGUCAUCUCCUCAGGGGACUCCAGAUGAGGGCAGGCACACUGAAGGAAGCCUUCUGUCUCGCAAGAAGGAGCUGGAGAGUGAAGCAAAGCGAGGCCUCGCCUUGGUGAAGAGGAGACUCGACCUGGAGAGGCAACAAUCGAAAGAUGCUGAAGGGAGGGGCAGAGCUCUGGAACUGAGUCACCUGCAAGAGAUGAAUGUGACAAAACUUCAGAAUCUGCAAACCAGCAUCUUCUCCCAAAUUCAUUGUCUCAACACCCAACUGAUGGAACUUCUCGAAACUCGGGAUGACCUUAAGACCAAGCAAGAUGCCAUGUUGGUCGAAAUUGGAGACUUGACACACUGAAUGCCAACGAAGGUUCUGCAUAGUUCAACCAAAGAAUAACAAAAAUGAAGAGGUUUACGUGAUAGGGAUCUUUUCUUGUGAUUUUUUUUUUUUGCGGAUUUUGCACCUGAGGGGGAUAUCUCCGGUUCCGGGAUCGGAUUCCAGUCAAGUCUCAAAGCCCUGGUUUCACGAGGAAGAGAACGUUGCACCUUCAGACGUACGUCCGAUCCAAACAUCUGCUUCAGUGUUGGAGGCCUGCGGGAAACACAAGAGGAGGAGGACUCCAUUCGGCCCUUCUGGUCUGUCCCCACCGCCAUCUAGUGAGAUCGUGGCUGAUCUGAUCUUCACUCCAUCUGCCACCCUUUUGUUCUGUAGCCCUUAAUCUGCCUUACCCAGCAACUAAUUCCAGGCUGACACUCUCCCACUGCCAGCACUAGGGCGAGUGCCGCAGCGUUGGAGGCGCCACCUUUGGGGGUGAGACGUUAAACCGAGGUUCCGUCUGCCCCCUCGGGUGGGCCUAAAAGAUCCUAUGACCGCUAUGUCAAAGAAGACCAGGGGCAUGUCCUUCCCCCAAGGACAAUAUUUAUCCCUCAACCCAACAUCACCAAAAAAAAACCCAGAGUAUCUGGUGAUUAUCACAUUGCUGAUUGUGGGAUCUUGCUGUGCACAAAUUGGCUGCUGCAUUAGAGCUUCGUGAGGAUGUGAGAGGCCAUACAUGAAUGCACAGUCUUUCUUUUCUAUGAUAAAGGUGGGGUGCCCGCUCGUCCUGAGAUAAACUGAGUUCAUGAAAGAGGGGAGGGGGUCUCGACUUGUAAAAUGAGCCACGAUCCAGGAAAUCCCUGGAAGAACAACAGCUUGCGUUUAUAUAGUGCCCUUAACAUUGUCAAACAGUCCCAAUGCUUCCCAGGGAAGUUUGACACUGAGCCACAUAAUGAAACAUUAGGAUAGCUGAUCAAAAGCAUCUUAAAGGAGGAGAGCGCGAGUGAGAGAGAGAUGGGGAGGGAAUUCCAGAGCUUAGGGCCCAGGCAGCUGAAGGCACGGCCACCACUGGUGGAGCGAUAGAAAUUGGGGAUGUCCAAGAGGCCGGAAUUGGAAGAGUGCAGAGAUCUCGGCGGGUCGUAGGAGUUUGCAGAAAUGGGGAAGGGCAAGAUUAUGUCCUUAGACAUAUGAAGGAAUUUGAAAACUAGGACAAGAAUUUAAAAUGGUGGCGUUGCCAGAUCUGGAGCCAGUGUAGGUCAGCGAGCACCGGGGUGAGGGUGGGUAGGGUCCAUUUAAGUCUGUUUUCUAUCUGUCUGUUUUGCAGAAGUGGAAUUGGACGCCUGUGCUAAGGUGCCUCUGAUCCAUGUUUGAAGGGCUUUUGUGUCCACUUGGUUAGAACAGGGGCUGGUGGUGGUAGCCAAAGUGGUCCACCACUCACCACACCCCUGAUGACCAAAGCUCCAUUGUUUUAGAAUUCUAGUACUUAAUCUGGAAGUUCCAAUAUACAGACUGCAGAGCUCAGAAACAGGCCAUUCAGCCCAACUGGUCCAUGCUGGUGUUUAUGCUCCACACAAGCCUCCACCCACCCCCUCAGCAUGUUCUUCUAUUCCUUUCUCCCUUCAUGUGUUUAUC
Molecule: messenger RNA, 2806 nt
Organism: Carcharodon carcharias (great white shark)
Lineage: Eukaryota; Metazoa; Chordata; Chondrichthyes; Lamniformes; Lamnidae
Product: schwannomin-interacting protein 1-like
Exons: 8
Coding region: 212-1216 (334 amino acids)
Biological process (GO): positive regulation of hippo signaling
Cellular component (GO): plasma membrane; cell junction
Source: RefSeq, a predicted model, not a curated record